Messenger RNA from Orycteropus afer afer, 1467 nucleotides. RefSeq names its product E3 ubiquitin-protein ligase TRIM39. NCBI's taxonomy places the organism in Eukaryota, Metazoa, Chordata, Mammalia, Tubulidentata, Orycteropodidae. Gene Ontology annotation, biological process: positive regulation of apoptotic signaling pathway; protein stabilization; negative regulation of proteasomal ubiquitin-dependent protein catabolic process. The record is from RefSeq and is a predicted model, not a curated record. Bases 1 to 1467 code for a protein of 488 amino acids. The transcript is spliced from 6 exons. Gene Ontology annotation, molecular function: protein binding; zinc ion binding.
AUGGCAGAGACUGGUCUGUUAGAGGCUGGGGCCUCUGCGGCCUCCACAGCUGCAGCUCUGGAGAACUUACAGGUGGAGGCAAGCUGCUCUGUGUGUCUCGAGUACCUGAAGGAGCCUGUCAUCAUUGAGUGUGGGCACAACUUCUGCAAAGCCUGCAUCACGCGCUGGUGGGAGGACCUAGAGAGGGACUUCCCUUGUCCUGUGUGUCGAAAGACAUCCCGCUACCGCAGUCUCCGGCCUAAUCGGCAACUAGGCAGCAUGGUAGAAAUUGCCAAGCAGCUUCAGGCCGUCAAGAGGAAGAUCCGGGAUGAGAGCCUAUGCCCCCAGCACCACGAGGCCCUCAAUCUCUUCUGCUAUGAGGACCAAGAGCCUGUAUGUUUGAUAUGUGCAAUUUCCCAUACCCACCGGGUCCACACCGUCGUACCGCUGGAUGACGCCACACAGGAGUACAAGGAAAAGCUGCAGAAGUGCCUGGACCCCCUGGAGCAGAAGCUGCAGGAUAUCACCCGCUGCAAGUCUUCUGAGGAGAAAAAGCCGGGGGAGCUCAAGAGACUGGUAGAGAAACGCCGACAGCAGAUCUUAAGGGAGUUUGAGGAGCUUCACAGGCGGCUGGAUGAAGAACAGCAGAUACUGCUUUCACGACUGGAGGAGGAGGAACAGGACAUUCUGCAGCGACUCCGAGAAAAUGCUGCUCACCUCGGGGACAAACGCCGGGACCUGGCCCACUUGGCUGCAGAGGUGGAGGGCAAGUGCUUACAGUCGGGCUUCGAGAUGCUUAAGGAUGUCAAAAGUACCCUGGAAAAAUGUGAGAAAGUGAAGACCAUGGAGGUGACUUCCGUGUCCAUACAGCUGGAGAAGAACUUCAGCAAUUUCCCCCGGCAAUACUUUGCCCUGAGGAAGAUCCUUAAACAGCUCAUUGCGGACGUGACCCUGGACCCUGAGACCGCUCAUCCUAACCUAGUCCUGUCAGAAGAUCGUAAGAGUGUCAAGUUCGUGGAGACAAGACUCCGAGAUCUCCCUGACACACCACGGCGUUUCACCUUCUAUCCUUGCGUCCUGGCUACUGAGGGUUUUACCUCAGGUCGACACUACUGGGAGGUGGAGGUGGGCGACAAGACCCACUGGGCAGUAGGUGUGUGCCAGGACUCCGUGAGCCGAAAAGGCGAACUGACUCCACUUCCUGAGACUGGCUACUGGCGGGUGCGGCUGUGGAAUGGGGACAAAUACGCGGCCACCACCACGCCUUUUACCCCUUUGCACAUCAAGGUGAAACCCAAGCGAGUGGGGAUAUUCCUAGACUAUGAGGCUGGCACGCUGUCUUUCUACAAUGUCACAGACCGCUCCCAUAUCUAUACCUUCACUGACACAUUUACUGAGAAACUUUGGCCUCUGUUCUACCCAGGCAUCCGGGCUGGUCGGAAGAAUGCUGCACCACUUACCAUUAGGCCCCCAACAGAUUGGGAGUGA